UGGAUGGGAGGAAAGGUUUCCUUGGAUCGCCACCAUGCCCGGCUCAGCCAAGGCAAGGAGGAUGAGAUGGAGAUAUUUGGCUACAAGACCCAAGGCUUCCGGAGGGCUUUUUGCAUUGCUGGGUACAUCCUGUCCUGCGGAGUCCUCUUGCUUCUCUUCUAUUGGAAGCCAGAAUGGGACGUUUGGGCAAACUGUGCACCCUGUGACCUGGAGGAAGCCGAUACCGUUUUGUUACGAACAACAGAUGAGUUUCAAAGAUAUACCAGGAAGAAGGUGAUAUUUCUUGACCUGCUGAGUCUCCUGGACAGUGAAAAAUUGGAUCGCUUAUUCAGUGAAGAUGGGGAAUCUGUCAUAAACAGAGCCAUAGCAAGGCCUGACUUGAAAGUGAAAUACAUCCAAGUACAAAAAGUCCGCUAUAUCUGGGAUGUGUCUGAGAAAGUUUUUGUCAGAGUUGGGUCACUUGAGGAGAGCUACACUUGUCAUGAGAUACACCACAAAUUUGGAGAUGGGCUGACGAGGAAACAUCAAGAUCUCAGGAAAUUGUUGUGUGGACCCAACGCCAUUGAAAUUGAAAUACGGCCAAUCUGGAAAUUGCUUUUCAAAGAGGUUUUCAACCCUUUUUAUGUGUUUCAAGCUUUCACCCUGAUUCUCUGGAUAAGCCAAGGGUACAUUGAAUACUCCAUUGCCAUCAUAAUCUUAUCCAUUAUCUCGAUUGCUCUCACCGUCUAUGACCUAAGGCAGCAAUCCAUUCAACUGCACAACCUGGUGGAGGAGCACAACAAGGUCCAGGUAAUGGUCUGGACUAAACAUGAAGGUGGCCAGAAGUCAGAGUCUUGUCACCUGGUCCCAGGAGACAUCCUUCUCUUAGAAGACCAGAAGCUCUCUCUGCCCUGCGAUGCCAUCCUCAUUGAUGGAAACUGUGUAGUGAAUGAGGGGAUGCUCACAGGUGAAAGUGUCCCAGUGACCAAGACUCCCUUGCCCCACACGGACAACACCAUGCCAUGGAAGAAGCACAGUGUUGAGGAUUACCGGCGGCACAUCCUGUUCUGUGGCACGGAGAUCAUUCAGAUGAGGAGGGCAGGCAAUGGGCCGGCAAGGGCUGUUGUGUUGCAGACAGGUUUCAACACUGCCAAGGGAGACCUAGUGAGAUCCAUUCUUUACCCAAAGCCAUUGAACGUCAAGCUCUACAAAGAGGCCUUCAAAUUCAUGGUCUGCCUGGCCUUGGUUGGGAUUGUGGGGCUGAUCUACUCAGUAUGUGUGUAUGUGAGCCACAAGAAAUCUGUGACAGACACGGUGGUGAUGGCGCUCCUCCUCAUGACAGGGACCGUCCCUCCAGCCAUCCCGGCUGCCUUGACCACGGGCAUCGUUUAUGCCCAGAAGAGGCUGAAGAAGAAGAAGAUUUUCUGUGUCAGCCCUCAAAGGAUCAACAUCUGUGGACAGAUAAACCUGGUCUGCUUUGACAAGACUGGAACUCUGACAGAUGACGGACUUGAUCUCUGGGGCGUCAUCCCUUGCCAGAAAAGGAGUUUCCAGCCUGUCCACCAUUUCUUUGGCCAUCCUCUGCCCUGGGGGCCACUGUGCCGAGCCAUGGCCACCUGCCACUCCCUCCUUCUCUUGGAUGGGAAGAUUCAGGGGGACCCCUUGGAUGUGAAGAUGUUCGAGGGCACCCACUGGGAAAUGGAAGAAUCCAGUCCAGAGGACAUGGCAACAGGUGUGCCACAGACAUGCAUUGUUGUGAAACCAGGACCUGCUGCUUCCCAGGCUUCCGUGGAAGGCAUGGCAAUCCUGCACCAGUUCCCCUUUUCCUCUUCUUUGCUGAGGAUGUCAGUCAUCACCCAAGAACUGGGGAAGAAGGAUGUCUACGAUCUCUACAUGAAGGGAGCCCCAGAGAUGGUGGCCAGCUUUUGCAAGCCAAUGACUGUUCCAACAAACUUCCAAGCGGAGCUGAAGUCCUUCACCUCCCAGGGCUUCCGAGUCAUUGCCUUGGCCCACAAGGAGUUCCCACUGGAAGGAGAGGUCAGCUUGGAUGCCAUGGAAAGGAAUGAAGUGGAGUCCAACCUGACCUUUUUGGGCCUCCUGGUCAUGGAGAACCGGCUGAAGAAUGAGACCAAACCUGUCCUGGAGGAACUCAGUGAUGCCCGCAUCCGGAGCGUGAUGGUCACAGGUGACAAUCUAGAGACGGCCAUCACAGUCUCCAGGAAUUCUGGGAUGAUCUCCAGGGGCAGCAGAGUCAUCCUGGUGGAGGCCACUGAACCAGAGAAACCCCAUCCGGCAUCUGUUUCUUGGCAGGUGGUGGAGGACACGCAGCCAGGCAUAGAUAAAAACCAAGAUCCCUGCAUUACCAUUGAUGGCACAAGUGUUGGCAGCAGCAGUAGCAGAAACUUUCAUUUUGCCUUGAAUGGGAAGACCUAUCAAGUACUCCAGAAAUACUUCAGCAGUUUGCUACCAAAGAUACUUGUGAAUGGAUCUGUGUUUGCAAGGAUGUCUCCAAGGCAGAAGUCCAGCCUUAUUGAAGAAUUUCAGAAACUGGAGUAG
This is a messenger RNA of Sceloporus undulatus (fence lizard), 2535 nucleotides long. Its product is annotated as probable cation-transporting ATPase 13A5. The coding region runs from base 4 to 2535 and encodes 843 amino acids. The transcript has 21 exons. Gene Ontology annotation, cellular component: late endosome membrane. The record is from RefSeq and is a predicted model, not a curated record. Gene Ontology annotation, biological process: intracellular calcium ion homeostasis; polyamine transmembrane transport. Lineage: Eukaryota; Metazoa; Chordata; Lepidosauria; Squamata; Phrynosomatidae. Gene Ontology annotation, molecular function: polyamine transmembrane transporter activity; P-type transmembrane transporter activity; nucleotide binding.